Messenger RNA from Eufriesea mexicana, 1239 nucleotides. RefSeq names its product aprataxin (gene Aptx). Gene Ontology annotation, biological process: single strand break repair. The record is from RefSeq and is a predicted model, not a curated record. The transcript has 4 exons. Gene Ontology annotation, molecular function: single-stranded DNA binding; double-stranded RNA binding; DNA 5'-adenosine monophosphate hydrolase activity. NCBI's taxonomy places the organism in Eukaryota, Metazoa, Arthropoda, Insecta, Hymenoptera, Apidae. Gene Ontology annotation, cellular component: nucleus. Bases 428 to 1048 code for a protein of 206 amino acids.
CGUCAAACCGAGUUAACGUUGUUUCAUACUUUGAAAGAUCGGUAGUGAACAAAAUUGAGUAAGUGCGAAAAAAUGAGAAUCAACAAACAUAUACAUCACUAAUUACCUACACGCUAUCUCUUCGAGUCAAAUGCGGACAAGAUUCCUGCAAUUAUCCACGUUUCGUACUCAAAACAUAAUCAUAUUAGAAACAUAACCUCUGAAAUGUUUAUCCGCAAUAUUUCUUCUGCCAAGUGAAAAGUUACAGUACAAUUGAAAUAACGUUAAAUUAAUUUGGGAUUCUUUGAUAUUUUUCAUAUUUUGUUGCUUAUAGUAUUGCAUUAUGCUACUUAUAACAUGAACAAAUUGCUGAAAACUAGUUUCUUUGUAUGACUAUAUAUUGUAGUAAAUAUUACAAUCUGCAGAAGGCGAAAAUCCAAAAAUAACAAUGAUACGCAAACAAAAAUUAACAUCAAACGAUACAAUAGCUCCAAAGAAAACACACUGGGCAACAGGUUUGCUUGUUUCUAUGGAAGAUCCUGAAUAUAGGGUAAAAGAGGAUGACAAGGUAGUCGUCAUCAAAGAUAAAUACCCAAAGGCUCAAUAUCACUAUUUAGUUAUACCAAAAGCAGACAUUCCGUCGUUGUGGCAUAUAACAAAAGAAACUGAAGAUAUAGUGUUUCACAUGCACAGUGUCGGUGAAGAUUUGACCAAGGAGCAUAAGGAUUCCGAGUUCCUCAUCGGAUAUCACGCUGUCCCAAGCAUGUACAGAUUACAUUUGCACGUUAUAAGUACAGAUUUUAACAGUCCAAGUUUAAAGACCAAGUAUCAUUGGAAUUCAUUUACAACUCCCUUCUUCCUACCCUCAGCAGAUAUUUGCUACCAGUUACGCGACAAAGGUGAAUUGAAAAGGUUAAAGUCAGAAGAUAGUGCAAAACAUUUGAAUACCCCGCUAAGAUGUCACAAAUGUCUGACCUGUAUAAAAAAUAUGCCAGAAUUAAAAAAGCAUUUAUUGAAUCAUUUGUCUAGGCAGGAAAGCCUCUUCGAUUUCUCAUCGAUACACGAAUGACCACUAGCGUCGAUGUAGCACGCAAAAUAAUUUCGAUGGAAUAAUCACUAAAUUGCAUAGAUGUGUUUCCUAUUCUGUAUUUCCUUACGCUAUAGAUAAAUUCUAUAAUAAAGUAUUCUUGCAAUAUUCAUCAACGUUAACGUAACUAGAUAUUUAAAACAUCGAUGUUAUCGAUCGAAUCAUUAUUUUAA